CAUGCUAAUAAAACACAGUACACUCUUUGCCCAAAGAGGCUGCAUUUCUUCAUUUUUCAACAAGUUAAUCCUCUUUUAUACAACUCUAACUCCCCACAUUCUUCCAAACUGUCAUCAUCUUAAACAACAUGACUAUUCCAAAAGGCAGAACAUUGAUCAAUCAGUUGCACAAAAGAAUUCUCAAAUCACCCAAUUCGGAAGAUGUGGUUCUACCCACGAAGCAGAAAUGGUGUUCAAUGGUAUGCCUGUUAAAAAUAUCAUUACUUGGACAGCUUUGCUCACGGUAUAUGCAGAAAAUGGGCAACUUGUGAAUGCACGGAAGGUGUUCGAUGAAAUGCCGCAACGAAAUAUUGCAUCUUGGAAUGCGAUGAUCACUGGUUAUGUGAGGAAUGGUGUGGGAGUUCGUGAAGCUUGUGAGUUGUUUAAUAGGAUGCCGGAACGAAAUGCAGUGUCUUAUGCUGCCAUGAUCACUGGUUUCGCUCGUGCUUUUAUGUUCGAGGAGGCGGAGAGAUUGUACAAUAAUAUGCCAAGAACUUGGCGUGACCCCGUUAGUUCUAAUGCUUUGAUUUGUGGGUAUUUAAAGGCAGGUGAAUUAAAUGAAGCUUUUCGGGUUUUCUCGGGGAUGGUGGAAAAAGAUGUUGUUUCUUGGACGUCAAUGGUAGAUGGGUAUUGUAGAAAAGGAUAUAUAGAGGAUGCUAGAGAAUUGUUCAAUAUGAUGCCUGUGAAGAAUGUAGUUUCUUGGACAGCAAUGAUUAGAGGGCAUAUGAAGGGUGGAAAUUUCAGAGAUGGGUUUCUUCUGUUUUUGUCUAUGAAAAGGGAUGAGAUUGUGAGGGUUAAUUCUAUGACUUUAACCACAGUUAUUGAAGCUUGUGCUAACAAUGACCGAUAUGAAGAAGCUUGUCAAUCCCACGGUUUAGGUUUCCGCAUGGGAUUUGAGUGUGAUCCAAUAUUAUGCAAUGCUCUCAUCAAUAUGUAUGGUAAAUUUGGCUGUCUAGAAACUGCCAUUAAGCUGUUCAAUCAUAUGAGCAAGAAAGAUAUAGUUUCUUGGAAUUCCAUGAUUUCAUCCUAUGUUCAUGCUAAUCAGGUUGACGAAGCUUAUAGUCUUUUUCAAAAUAUGCCAAGAAGGGAUAUUUAUUCUUGGACAACUAUGAUUGGAGGGUUUUGUGGAAAAGGUGAUAUGGCAAAAUCAAUCCAAUUGUUUGACAUGAUGCCACAUAAGGAUGAUGUUGCUUGGACUGCUGUUAUUUCCGGCUUGGUUAACAGUGAGAGACCUACCGAAGCUAUUCAUUGGUACAUUAGGAUGACUCGAGGAUCCUUCAGACCAAAUGUUCUUACUAUGAGCAGUGUGAUCAGUGCUGCUGCUGGUUUAGCCAAUUUAAUCAUUGGCUUGCAACUUCAUGCUCAUGUUGUGAAGAUGGAAAUGGAGCUUGAUUUGUCAAUUCAUAAUUCCUUGGUGACAAUGUACUCGAAAUGUGGACAUGUUUCUGAUGCAUAUCGUGUCUUCAUGAAAAUUGCUUCACCAAAUGUCAUUUCAUUUAAUUCGAUGAUCACAGGCUAUGCUUUUCAUGGUCUUGGACAAGAAUCACUUCGGUUAUUUGAACAAAUGGAGAAAAAGGGGCUGGAACCUAAUGAAAUUACCUUCCUUGGUGUUCUUUCUGCCUGCACGCACUUGGGUUUAGUUCAAAAAGGACAAGAGUAUUUCAAAUUGAUGAAAUCAGCCUACCAUAUAGAGCCAGGGCCUGAUCACUAUGCAUGCAUGAUUGAUCUUCUUGGCCGAGCAGGAUUACUUGACCAAGCAGUUAAUGUUAUCCAUUCAAUGCCAUUUGAACCUCAUGCUGGAGUUUGGGGAGCGCUUCAGGGUGCAGCACAGUCCCACUUGCGUAUUGAUGUUGCAAAGCUUGCAGCUAAAGAAAUUUUGAGACUGGAACCAAAUAACACAACCCCACAUGUGGUCUUGUCGAAAAUAUUUUCAAUUUUAGGAGAAAAGGAGACGGAAGAGGUUAGACAGACGCAAAAAUUAAAGGGUAAAACUCCAGGCUGUAGUUGGGUUUUGGUGACAGGAAAUAGUAAUUAGUUUGUGUUGGAGAUGAACCUUGCAUGAAUCAUGAAUGUGAUGUACUGGGGGGCAGACAUCUCAGAUAUGUUUGGUCUGUGGGUUUCAUCCGGGUUGAUCAUUAUAGAUUUAUGAUAGGAAGAUGAACUUGAGUAGUCAAGGUGCUUUACUGUAUAUCAGGAGGUAUUGCUGAAUUACACCUUUCAAAUUUAUUACAUACAUGACUUGAAAGGUUGACUCAUAGUGCUCAAUUGGCAAGACGGCUUCUGCGUCGUACGUCAUAAGAAACGGGGUUUCACCGGUUGCCCCUUUUUCAGUUGUUCAGAUGGUCCAUAAGACAUGAGGUAAUU
This is a messenger RNA of Chenopodium quinoa (quinoa), 2403 nucleotides long. Its product is annotated as pentatricopeptide repeat-containing protein At1g53600, mitochondrial-like. The coding region runs from base 2 to 2074 and encodes 690 amino acids. The record is from RefSeq and is a predicted model, not a curated record. Gene Ontology annotation, biological process: RNA modification. The transcript has a single exon. NCBI's taxonomy places the organism in Eukaryota, Viridiplantae, Streptophyta, Magnoliopsida, Caryophyllales, Amaranthaceae. Gene Ontology annotation, molecular function: RNA binding; protein binding.